Messenger RNA from Acanthamoeba castellanii str. Neff, 2823 nucleotides. Its product is annotated as periodic tryptophan protein 2, putative. The record is from RefSeq and is a predicted model, not a curated record. Gene Ontology annotation, cellular component: small-subunit processome; Pwp2p-containing subcomplex of 90S preribosome. The coding region runs from base 1 to 2823 and encodes 940 amino acids. NCBI's taxonomy places the organism in Eukaryota, Discosea, Longamoebia, Acanthamoebidae. Gene Ontology annotation, molecular function: protein binding. Gene Ontology annotation, biological process: ribosomal small subunit assembly; maturation of SSU-rRNA from tricistronic rRNA transcript (SSU-rRNA, 5.8S rRNA, LSU-rRNA). The transcript has 15 exons.
AUGGCACUGUCUCCGAACGGCAGCCUCCUCAUCACCGUAGACGAUGACGGCCGGGCACUGUUGGUGAACUUCCACAAGGGCGUGGUGCUGUCGCACUUCAACUUCAAGAGCCAGGUGCGCUUCCUCAAGUUCAGCCCCGACGGCAAAUACUUUGCCGUCACCUACGGCGAGUACGUGCGCGUAUGGCGCACACCCUCCGUGCACAAGGAAUUCGCUCCCUUUGUGCUCGUUCGCACUUAUGGCGGACACCACGGAGAUGUGACGCACAUCGAUUGGUCGUCGGACUCCAAGUACUUUGUGAGCACUUCCAAGGACAUGACGUGCAGGAUGUACUCCCUCCACCCCACCGAGGGCUACCUGCCGUUCACGCUCUCGGGCCACCGGGACUCCGUGAUCGCCGCCUUCUUUGGCAAGAACGACAAAAUCAUCUACACGAUUGGCCGAGAGGGAUCGGUGUUCGUGUGGAAGUGGCGGAAGCACACGGGGCUCAAGAAGGAAGAUACGGACGACGAGAAGGAGGAAGUGGAAGUGAUGGAAGAGGAAGAAGCCAAGGAAGAAACCGAGAGCGAGGCCAAGGCCGACGGCGCACAAGCUGAGGCCAAGAAGCAAGAGCCGGCGGCGAAGGAGGAAAACGAUUUCCGGCUGCUCUCCGGCAGGUGGAAGGUGGUCAAGAAGCAGAGCAUUUCGCGCGACGGCGUCAAGGCCCGCUCCGCCGCCUACUCGUCCAAGACCGGAAUCCUGGUGGUUGCCUUCACCAGCGGAGUCUUCUCGGUGUACGACGUUCAGGAAGACGAUAUCCCAAUGGGUCCGACGUCGCGCGUUGUCACCCUCCACACGCUCUCCAUCUCCACCUCGUCGCUCUCCACCGCCGCCAUCUCUCCUUCCGGCGAGUGGCUUGCCUUUGGCUCAGCCAAGCUCGGGCAGCUGCUGGUAUGGGAGUGGCAGUCUGAGACCUACGUGCUGAAGCAGCAGGGCCACUUCCACGACAUGAACUCCAUCGCCUACGCUCCCGACGCCAGCAUCAUCGCUACGGGUGACGAUUACGGCAAGGUCAAGCUGUGGAACACCACCAGCGGGUUCUGCUACGUGACCUUCAACGAGCAUAAGGCGCCGGUGACCGACCUCAGCUUCUCCCCGCUCGGCCACUCCGUCUUCUCCUGCUCCCUCGACGGCACUGUGAGGGCGUUCGAUCUGGUGCGAUACCGUAACUUCCGUACGUUCGUGGGCAACGAGUCGGCGCAGCUGACGUGCCUGGCCGUCGACCCUAGCGGAGAGGUCGUGUGCGCCGGCUCCAUCGACCCCUUUGAAGUCUACGUCUGGUCCGUGCAAACGGGCAAGCUGCUCGAUGUCUUGGCCGCCCACGAGAAGCCCAUCUCGGCCCUCGCGUUCUCGCCCUCGCAGGCCAAGCCUCUGCUGGCCUCGGCUUCCUGGGACGGAACGGUGCGGUUGUGGGACAUCUUCACGACGGGCGCGACGCCCGACGUGCUGAGGCACAACGCGGACGUGCUGGCGAUCGCCUUCCGGCCGGACGGCAAGGAGCUGGCCACCGCCACGCUCGACGGCAACAUCCACUUCUGGGAGACCACCACGGCCACCUACCUGGGCCAGAUCGAGGGCAGGAACGACAUUUCGGGCGGCCGAACGGUCAACGAGCGCCGCACGGCCAAGAAUUCGGCGGCGAGCAAGCACUUCACGAGCCUGUGCUACUCGGCCGACGGUCGGCUGAUCAUGGGCGGCGGCCGCAGCAAGUGGGUGGUGAUGUACGAGGUGUCGCAGCGCAUGCGCAUCAAGCGCUACCAGCUCUCGCGCAACCGCGCGAUCGGCGGCACCGUCGACUUCCUCGACAGCCGCAUGCUCACCGAGGCCGGCCCCAUGGAGCUCAUCGAGGACGAUGACGGCGACAGCGAUCGGGAGGCCGAGGGCCGCAAGGGCCGCAUCGAUAAGACCCUGCCCGGUGUCAAGGUGGGCGAGCUCGCCUCCAAGAGGGCGACGUCGAUCGAGAUCCGAUGCAAGUCCCUUCGCUUCGCGCCGACGGGUCGAGGCUGGGCGGCGGCGACGACGGAGGGUCUGCUGAUCUACUCCCUCGACGAUCGCCUCAUGUUCGACCCCUUCGACCUGGACAUCGACAUCACUCCCAAGAACAUUCGCAAGACGCUGAACGGCGGGCACCACCUCAAGGCCCUCAUUAUGGCUCUGCGUUUGAACGAGGAGGACCUCAUCGGCGAGGUGUACCACGCGGUUCCGCCGCACCAGAUCCAGCUCGUCGCUGCUCACCUGCCGGACCACUACCUCCAGCGGCUCACCUCGUUCAUCGGCCGGAUCCUGCCCGAGUCGCCGCACAUUGAGUUCCACCUGCUGUGGAUGACCCACCUGUUCACCUACCACGGCCCCGCCCUCAAGGCUGCCCGUCCCUCGCUCGUAAACGAGACGUCGAGUGCCAUGGCCUCGCUUCCGUCGCUCCUGCGCCUCCUGUACAAGGGCGUCACCACCCACUACUCAGCCGUCUCCAAGCUGUGCGACGAGAACAUCUACACGCUGGACUACCUGACGGCCCUGCCGGCGUGCCUCGACAACGCGCCCUACCAGGACAAUACCGAACUCGCCGACGCCAAGGGCUCCGGCGACGCCGCGCAGGAGGACGGCGAGCAGGACGAGGCCGACGGCGGCGAGGAGAAGGCGGCGGAGGGAGAAGCCAUGCCCGCCGGCUGGUACGAUCCCGAUGAGGAAGGCGGUGAGGAGGAGGAGGACGAUGGUGUCCUGCCCCUGUCGCCACAGCUCGACGGCAGCGACGCCAAGGCCGCCAAGCGAAAGUGUCCCUUCUGA